Messenger RNA from Suricata suricatta (meerkat), 1172 nucleotides. RefSeq lists its product as uncharacterized. The coding region runs from base 1 to 1095 and encodes 364 amino acids. The transcript is spliced from 4 exons. The record is from RefSeq and is a predicted model, not a curated record. NCBI's taxonomy places the organism in Eukaryota, Metazoa, Chordata, Mammalia, Carnivora, Herpestidae.
AUGCCGGUGCAGAGUGUAACAUCUAGUAGUGAUACAGCUUUAUUCUCAGAACAGAGCGCAGAGGAUAGCUCUGUGGAGGACAAAUGCCCUCCCAUCCCUGGAAGCGAAGGUCUGGCUGUGAGCAGCAGAGGACCCAGGCACGUGACGGACAUCGAGGCCUCUCGGUCCCUCCGGGUCCGGGCUGCAGUCGGCGCUGACGUCCUCCCCGUUACCCACAAGCCUCCGGGCCCGUGGUGCCAGCAGGAAGAAGGCGUGCGGGCCCCGGUGCCUACCAGGGAGGCCCAACCUUUAACCUAUUUUUCUAAAGGCUUUUUUUUUUUUUUUUUAACUCUCCUUCGUAUCAUUCCUUCCUGUCUCUGCCUUUAUCGCCUGCGGUCUCACUUCUCGUCUAGACUCUCUCGGGCAGCUCCUCUCCGCCCCGCUGACUACCUUCUUCCUCCUUUCGCCCCCCGCCCCCAAACCCGGGACUGCAUUUCCCGGCAGGCGCCGCGGCCAGCGGCCAAUGAAGGGCUGAGGAUUUGGCGGCGGCGGCGGCGCUCGGAGACUCCGGGUGGGGGGGGGGCUUUGUGCGCGGCAGCGGCGGCGGGAGCGGGCGGUGGCGGCAGCAGCGACCAGGACGGAGGCGGAGACCGAAGGAGACUGUCCACUGGUCGCUGCCGAGAGGCGUGCGAAGGCCGUGUAGAGCCCCGAGGACCUUGCUGCCCCGGCGCGGUCGCCAGCCACAGCCUUCUCUCUCUGGCAGCAGCGGCUGCGCGGCGACCCCCCCAUCCUUCCACCGCCCCUGGCCACCCCAUCUCCCGCAGCCUUCCUCAUCUCCGCUUCACGCCCGGCCUGGCCGGCCGCGGCCCUCCUCGGUGCCGGCAGCCAUGGCAGAAGCGUCCGGCGCGAGGAAAAUCUAGCCCGGGGAUUUCAUGCGGCCUAGCUCGGUUCCGUCUCCUCCCCCCGCAGCCCCGGCGGCUGCCCGCACCCCAGCCCUACUCCGGGCCUCCGUGUCUCUCCUGUGAUCGUACUGACACGGCCGGGGGGUUAGAAUGGAACAAACUGAAGAAUGCAGUGCUUGCAGCAGAGUGUUGGUGCAUGACUUUGGAAAUGUAAAUUGAGGUCUGACUGUGCUGGGGCUUGCUGGCCCAGAGAAGUAGUCUGGAUUUUAUUUGAGUGCAUUGGGAAGGCAC